Messenger RNA from Penicillium angulare, 570 nucleotides. The transcript has 2 exons. Gene Ontology annotation, biological process: ribosomal large subunit biogenesis; intracellular mRNA localization. Gene Ontology annotation, cellular component: preribosome, large subunit precursor; nucleolus. Gene Ontology annotation, molecular function: mRNA binding. Bases 1 to 570 code for a protein of 189 amino acids. Lineage: Eukaryota; Fungi; Ascomycota; Eurotiomycetes; Eurotiales; Aspergillaceae. The record is from RefSeq and is a predicted model, not a curated record.
AUGGCGCCGCCAAAUAAAGGAUCGGCCAAGGGCGCUUCUGCGGGUGGCUCUAAGCCACUGUCUUCUGCUUCGCGCGUGAGCAAGUCCAGCAAGAAGAAUGUCAAGCGUCCUCCUCCCAAGGAAGUCAAAUCAAAGGCCCGCACCGAGACCGACCUUAUGGCCAAGAAGAAGAAGCGCAAGUAUACAGAGGCUGAGCUUGACUUGCCCAAGUUAAAUACUAUUACACCAGUUGGUGUUGUAAAGCCCAAGGGCAAGAAGAAGGGAAAGACCUUUGUGGAUGAUCAGGAGGGCAUUUUGACGAUUCUUGCCAUGGUAAACGCCGAGAAGGAUGGCCAGAUUGAGUCGAAGAUGAUGAAGGCACGCCAACUGGAAGAGAUCCGGGAUGCCAGGGCAAAGGAGCUCGAAGCUCGACAGGCACAUAAGAAGAACAAAUUGGAGGCUGUCAAAGAUUCAAUCCGCAACAAGAAGGGCAAUGGUGGUUCCGGAAAGGCAGGCGAUGAUUCGGCUUCUACAAAAAAUGCCGGCUCAAAGUCGGCAAAGCCGAAGCGGAAAAGUGUUUCUUUUGCUUGA